UUCACUCUGUAAUCUUAUAAGAUCAACAAUAAGCAGUCCGCCAUUACCGGGCAAAGUCUCUCACCCUCGCUCUUUCUUCGGGGAAGACAUGUCGAAGCAAUAUUACAAAGUGUGUUGUUGUUGCGGGCGAAUGUUCAGGCCAAAGGCAGCCCAAACCCCUGAAUAUGUCAAGGCAGUGUUCGAUAGCUACUCUGAUAAUGGCACCAUGAAAGUUGAUCAGCUGCUCGUGUUCUUGAGAGAGUUCCAAGGAGAAACAGAAUCAACACAGAAGGAUGCUCAGGCUAUCUUCGACAGCCUCAAGCAUCUCAAUAUCUUCCAGCGGAGGGAGCUGCAUCUCGAAGCAUUCUUAAGAUAUCUCCUCGGUGACCUUAAUCCUCCCCUUCCCCCAAAUCUCGGGGUUCACCAUGACAUGGAAGCACCAUUGGCUCAUUAUUUUAUGUACACAGGCCAUAACUCAUACUUGACAGGAAACCAAGUCACUAGUGAUUGCAGUACUGAACCUAUCAUCAGAGCACUGCGUAGAGGUGUAAGGGUCAUUGAAUUGGAUCUGUGGCCAAGUACAACAAAACAAGAUGAAGUUGAUGUUCGUCAUGGAGGGACACUGACAACUCCAGUAGAACUCAUGAAAUGCUUGGAAGCCAUUAAGGAAAAUGCCUUCGUUGCUUCUCAAUAUCCAGUUGUGAUUACUUUUGAAGACCACCUUAAUUCAGAUCUCCAAGCUAAAGUAGCUUCCAUGGUGCAAAAAGUAUUUGGAAGCAUACUGUACUGCCCCGGCUCGGGGUUGAAAGAGCUUCCCUCGCCAGCAUCACUGAUGAAGAGGAUUUUGAUAUCAACAAAGCCACCAAAAGAAUACCUAGAAACUGAUGGGAAGCCAAAAAGGAAUCCACAGAAGAACAGUCCAGCUAAGGAAGAGCCCUCUGGAGAAGAAAAUCAAAAAGAUAAUGAGCAGGAAGCAGAUGAUGGAGAAGAGCAUCAGGAUGAAGAUUUACAGCAUGCAGUUCCCGAGUACAGGCAUUUAAUAGCAAUUCAUGCUGGAAAGCAGAAAGGUGGAAUAACAAAAUGGUUUUUUGACGAUCCUAAUAAAGCUAAACGUAUUAGCUUGAGCGAGCAAGAGCUUGAGGGUGCUUUAGAAAUGUAUGCAACUGACAUUGUCAGGUUUACCCAGCGGAAUUUACUGAGAGUGUAUCCAAAGGGUACACGCCUUAACUCGUCUAAUUACGAUCCUAUAACUGGAUGGAUGCAUGGAGCUCAAAUGGUUGCCUUUAACAUGCAGGGAUAUGGAAAGUAUCUAUGGAUCAUGCAAGGUAUGUUCAGAGCUAAUGGUGGCUGUGGUUAUGUCAAAAAACCAGAAUUCAUGUUGGAUCCAAUUAACGUUUUCGAUCCAAGAGAUAACUUCCCCGUUAGGACAAUUUUGAAGGUAAAAGUAUUAAUGGGCGAUGGGUGGCAUUUAGAUUUCAGCCAUAACCACUUUGAUCUGUACUCCCCUCCGGACUUCUAUGCAAGGGUUGGGAUUGCCGGAAUCAAGCUGGAUUCGGUGAUGAAGAGGACAAAAGCGAUUGAAGAUGAGUGGAUACCAGUGUGGAAUGAGGAGUUUGAGUUCCCUCUGAGGAUUCCUGAACUGGCUUUGCUUCGGAUCGAAGUGAUGGAGUACGACACAACUGGGAGACAUGACUUUGGAGGCCAAACCUGCUUGCCUGUUUCAGAGCUAAGAACUGGAAUUCGAUCUGUUCCCCUGUACAGUCGUCGGGGAGACAAGUACAAAUCUGUUAGGCUUCUUAUGCAUUUUGAUUUCAUAUAUGAAAAUAUAUAUGGUUGAAGUUCAGCAUUGGUUUGUGCUGAAUUAAAAGACAUGAUGAUGUUGCUUUGUUGUGCAGUUCAUCUCUUCCCUAUUGCUUCUGUUCCUCAACACUGUUUAAUUCUAAGUAUUGUUUCGCUCAGCUAUC
Messenger RNA from Diospyros lotus (date-plum), 1943 nucleotides. RefSeq names its product phosphoinositide phospholipase C 2-like. Bases 89 to 1816 code for a protein of 575 amino acids. The record is from RefSeq and is a predicted model, not a curated record. Gene Ontology annotation, biological process: lipid metabolic process; phosphatidylinositol-mediated signaling. The transcript is spliced from 9 exons. Gene Ontology annotation, molecular function: phosphatidylinositol-4,5-bisphosphate phospholipase C activity. Lineage: Eukaryota; Viridiplantae; Streptophyta; Magnoliopsida; Ericales; Ebenaceae.